Penicillium nucicola is the source of this 1290-nucleotide messenger RNA. RefSeq names its product putative plasma membrane SNARE protein (Sec9). Gene Ontology annotation, cellular component: plasma membrane; SNARE complex. The transcript has 2 exons. Bases 1 to 1290 code for a protein of 429 amino acids. Gene Ontology annotation, biological process: exocytosis; vesicle fusion. Lineage: Eukaryota; Fungi; Ascomycota; Eurotiomycetes; Eurotiales; Aspergillaceae. Gene Ontology annotation, molecular function: syntaxin binding; SNAP receptor activity. The record is from RefSeq and is a predicted model, not a curated record.
AUGGGUCUGUUCAAGAAAUCCAACGACGACGACGAUUCCAACCGCCGAGCACUCUUCGGCCGCAAAAAAGACAAGAGCCCAGCGCCCCCCUCCAACCCUUACGCCCAACCAAUUCCAGUUGAUCCCUACACCAAGGCCAAGAUUGGCGCCGGUGUCGCCCCUUUACCUGCCGACCACCCCGCCGCCAACGGUGGCCCCGCCUCCCACAGCCCGCAUAACAUCCCUUCCGAUAACAAGUAUUCUUCCGGCUACAGCGCCAACCGCUUCGGCAACCAGGCUGGCUACGAAAGCGACCGAUUUGGCUCGAACAGCGCUGGCGCUGGCAGCCCGGCCUCGGGAGCCGGAUCAGGAUCCGGAUCGCGGUAUGGAAAUGGUGGCUACGGCGGUCUAGGCAGCUCAGACCCCAACGACCCCGCGGCUGCGGAUGCAGCUCGCAGCGAAUUGUUCGGAGGUGCCAAGAACCGCACUGCGGACACUGGAUCCGGCAAUGCGCCUCCGCCUUACUCGGAGGGACAAAGUCCGGCGAAUAACUACGGUGGCGGUAGCAACGAGUACAGCAUGUCGACCUUCCAAGAGCGCCAGCUGACCGCAGAGGAAGAGGAGGAGGAGGAGAUCAAGGCCACGAAGCAGGAGAUGCGCUUUGUCAAGCAGGGUGAUGUGGCGUCUACUCGUAAUGCACUCCGUGCCGCUGCACAGGCUGAAGAGACCGGUCGCUCCACUUUGGCCCGUCUAGGUGCGCAGGGCGAGUCGAUCCACGAUACUGAGAAGAGCCUGGAUAUGACGACCAUUGAGGGUCGCAUUGCCCAGGAGAAGGCCAGGGAGCUCAAGACACUCAACAAGAGCAUGUUCGCCGUGCAUGUGGCGAACCCAUUCACCGCAUCCCGACGUCGGCGCGAGCGGGACGAAAAGGUUCUCAACACUCACCGCGAAGAGCGUGAUAUUCGCGAUGGCACCCGGUCCGAGGCUCACGGCUCCAAUCAGCGCAUGGACCGAGUGUUCCGUGAUGUUGAGCGCGACGCAAGCAGGCAGGGCAAGGGCAAGAAGGCCAGUGUUACUGAGCGGGCCAAAUACCAGUUCGAGGCGGACAGCGAGGACGAAGCCAUGGAAGACGAGAUCGAACAGAACCUGGAUCUGCUUGGCGGUGCCACUGGUCGUCUGAACGGUCUUGCCAAGGCUACUGGCAAGGAACUGGACGAGCAGAACAGACAUUUGGAGCGUAUCAUGGGCAAGAGCGAUUUCGUCGACGACCAGAUUGCCAUGAACCGGGCCAAGUUGGACCGUAUUCAUUAA